GGUUCUAACCUCACUCGUCACAUUGAGGUUAACCUCGCUUGGUGCAGUUGUCGCGUGAGUUUGUUGUGGUGCAGUUCAGAGCCCCAUAAAUAUGUUGAGAAGGCAGGCGCGUCUGCGGCGCGAGUAUAUCUACAAGAAAACAGUGGAGGGCCGGCAGAAGGCCAUCCAGGACAACAAGCAGCGAGUGAAGAAGAGCCUGGAGGGGAACACGCAGAUCCAUGGGGACCUGCAGGCCAAGGCGCUGCACUACGCCAGCAAGCUGGAGUGGGAGGACGGGGGGCCGCAGCAGGCGCAGCAGCAGCAGGACGACGAGUACCGGUACGCGGGCGCCGAGGACCCCAAGAUCGUGAUAACGACGUCGCGCGACCCGAGCGCCCGCCUGAAGAUGUUCGUCAAGGAGCUGCGGCUGGUGUUCCCGAACGCGCAGCGCCUCAACCGCGGCAACUUCGAGAUGAAGCAGCUGCUGCACUCGUGCCGCGCCAACGACGUCACCGACUUCAUCGUGGUGCACGAGCAUCGCGGCGUGCCCGACGGCCUCAUCGUCUCGCAUCUGCCGCACGGCCCCACCGCCUACUUCACCAUCUCGGACGUGGUGAUGCGCCACGACAUCCCCGACAUCGGCACCAUGUCCGAGCAGUACCCGCAGCUGGUGCUGCACAACUUCGCCACGCCCCUGGGCGGGCGCAUCGCCCGCGUGCUCCAAUGCCUGUUCCCCGUGCCCAAGGCGGAGGCGCGCCGCGUCGUCACCUUCGCCAACCACGACGACCACAUCAGCUUCCGGCAGCACACCUAUCGCAUGGUGGAGCGCCAGGUGGAGCUGUCCGAGGUGGGGCCCCGCUUCCAGCUGCGCCCCUACGAGAUCAAGCUGUGCGCGCUCGACACGGAGGCCGCGGCGGAGACCGAGUGGGCGCUGCGCCCCUACAUGAACACCAGCGCCAAGCGCCGCUUUUUGAGCGACAAGGACGGCUGGCUGCAGGACGACGCCUAACUCUGUCACUCUCACCAUUAAACGCGUCAAACUCA
Molecule: messenger RNA, 1023 nt
Organism: Dendroctonus ponderosae (mountain pine beetle)
Lineage: Eukaryota; Metazoa; Arthropoda; Insecta; Coleoptera; Curculionidae
Product: U3 small nucleolar ribonucleoprotein protein IMP4
Exons: 1
Coding region: 92-988 (298 amino acids)
Biological process (GO): rRNA processing
Cellular component (GO): small-subunit processome; nucleolus; Mpp10 complex
Molecular function (GO): snoRNA binding; rRNA primary transcript binding
Source: RefSeq, a predicted model, not a curated record